CAGAUCUGCUGAGCUUUAAAAGAAGUUGGUCACUUGUUAAUAAAGAAACAGAAGCCAUGAUAGCACACCAGUUUCAAUUGGAACCAGUCCGGUGUCAUUCUAACAUUGCCCUAUUAUCACCAGCCAAGGUCGUUUUGUUAGUCAAUGAAGAGGUAUCCAUGCCGACAGUGCGAUCGUUCCUUUAAUUCCUCUCACAGUCUACGGAGACAUAUCAGAGUCAACCAUGAUGGUGUCAAGAGAACCUACACUUGUUGGUACUGCACAGAUGAAAAGCACUUUUUUGCUAAGCGCUUCAUGCUGGAGAAACACAUCAACCUAAUGCAUGGCAUCAAGAAUCCAGACUUCAGCCAGAUGCCAAAAGCUGUGCACGUGGGCACAGACACAACAGUGGAGGACUUGCCUGGCAAACGACUGGCUAGUGACUCAGAAGUGGGUGAGCUAUCCAGCUCCGACAUUUUGGCAUCACUUCCUAAGAAGCUGAAGGUCACAGUGUUCAAGCAAUACAGAUGUUCCAUAUGUGGCUACAUGACCAAAAGCCAAGCUGACUUUCAGCAGCACAUUCCUCAGCAUAAGUCUGAUGGUUCCACCUUUCAGUGUUCCCAGUGUGGGCUUUGUUAUACAUCUCCAUUAUCCCUGAAUAGGCACCUCUACAUCGUCCACAAACUCAAGGAACCUGAGAAGGUUCGUACAGCCGAUGUGAUUAGUGAAAACGGACAAGAUGAACAGAACGGGGAGUCGAACACUACAUCGGAGGAGGAUGUUGAUCUUCAGUGCCAAGUCUGCAAAGAUGUUUUUGACAGUGAGAUGGCAUUGAGCGCUCAUGUACGGACUCAUGGGAUGAGGUUUAUAUUAUCCAAGCAGAAUGGAGGAUCAGAACAAUGACUGCACCGACACUAGGGGGAGACUUUUAAAUACUUCCUCUUCCUGAAUGGGUCAUGUGGUGAACCCCAAGAUAAACCUGCAUUCAUUGAUACAUACACAGCAACAUAUAGACAAGUGAAGGAAAGUGGUACUUAUUCAAUGCUAACCGACAAGCUUCUCCCUGCCCUUGUAAAGCUCCAUGAAAAUGAAGCAAGUUUUGCUUCAGGAACCACCAUCCAGAAAACGCUAUAUCUUUUUU
Molecule: messenger RNA, 1120 nt
Organism: Rhincodon typus (whale shark)
Lineage: Eukaryota; Metazoa; Chordata; Chondrichthyes; Orectolobiformes; Rhincodontidae
Product: zinc finger protein 532
Exons: 4
Coding region: 145-882 (245 amino acids)
Source: RefSeq, a predicted model, not a curated record